GUAAAAUUGUAGAUUUUAGUAUCGUAUCACUUCUUGUGCUGUUAACAUCGUCCGUUAACGGCGGCAGUUGGCGGUGAAUAUCAAGCGCAUUGGAGAUGAAAAUACGUAUUUUAGAGAGCCGUGUCCACAGUGCUCAGUACAAAAUGUGUUGAUAUUUAAACAACAGGGGCGAAUAAAAAAACACACACACACACACGAAAAGAAGAAAAGAAAAUAUUAAAUACAAAGUGCCACUUUAUCUUUGCAAUGUAAAUAUUUGAAAAAAUAAAAAAAAAAAUUAAUAGAAAAAAAGAAGAAAAAAAACGGAAAAUUUUAUUCGCAAAGUGCUAUUGAAAAUUUUCCAAAGUGUUGAUAUAUUCUAGAACAGUAAAAACACCGUUUAAUUCUGUUUGUUUGCCGACAUUGGACAAAUUGAUUAAUUGCAAAGAAAAAAAAAAACGAACAAUAUUUCAAAAAUUUUCUAAACUGUUACAUUCAGACCAAAUGCACGGCCGCUGCCGAAAAUCAUCCCCCCAGUGAAAUAUGAGUUUGAAUCGCGACAAGAAAAAAAAUCGGUUGGUUCGUCUAAAACUAAGCAAAAUUGAUACCCUGUUAAGGGUAUCAUACAAAUGUUCCGCAUAAAGCUCCAACGUAAAUUCAUCAACCAGGUUAAUAUCACCUGUGAAUUUUUCGUCUUUUUUUAAAGUUCAUUUUGACGCUCAGAAUAUUCGGCAGUUAAAUGAAAAUAAAUAUAAAAAAGAGUUUCAUGCAUCCUUUCUGCAGUGCAGUUUGAGAAAAGCAGUUAUUUUCAUGAAAAGAAAUCAUAUUUCAUCAUUCAAGGAUCCUCCAGCUAAGUCAGUUGACUCAGGUGCAUCGGCAACAAUUCAAACUCAACGAGCGACAACUUCUUUCCCCAGAUUUUUUUUUAUUAUCAUUGUGAUCCGAGAAAAUAUUAUAUUUAAAUAGAAAUCACAUCCGGAAGGCUUUUUAAAGUAUCUGAAGAGAGUUCGGUUACCGGUUACCGUUUUUCGUUGAAGAGAGAGAAUCCUUGCACUCAGUAAAAAAAAAUACAACUCGUAAAAGCCAUUUAGAUCGUGUGUUUGCAUUAAAAACUGACUAUCCGAAGAACGUUUUGUUUAGUAAAUCUUUCCUCGAAUUCUGAACUAGUGCUAAUUUGCACGGAAAGAAAUUUAAACUGUUUCUUCAAAGUUAAAAACGAUCUUUUCUGUGUGAACGUGAUGAGGAAAUAAUUGUGAACGGAAAAAUAUUGCGUGGAAAAUCGGAAAUAACGUGAAAAUGAGGAUUAAAUGUGAAUGUGUGCGAUCGAAUUAAAAACUGAAACUGAAACGAAGAAGAAGAAUUUUUUUAAACGAAAGUAAAAAAGAAGAAAAUUUUAACACACGAAAGAGUUUUUCCAAAACUUGAAGAAAAAAAAAAGCAACAACAAGAAACAACAAUCGAUUGCUCUGUGAAGUGGUUGAAAACGAUUCGAAAAAAAAAAUCGAUAAACGAAAAGAAGAAAACAAAAAGUUUCAUAUGCAAAACAUAAGUGAGAAUAUUGUUCGUGCAAGCUUCAUUGGCAUUGGUGUACAUGGGACAAUAACCGAAUGUGACGUUACAUACAGAGCAAAUGGGUACAAUGAGGCCAAUUAAAUACGAUGAUACCACAGCUUACCGUCUAUACCAAGAUUUUGUACCUCCUGAUGGUGGUGAUUGCGGGAUCACUUUGCAGCCGAGAACAGGUCCAUUUAUAUUCAAAAUGUGCAAACAGGUUUGUUGGGAUACACGAAGGAAAAGUUGUAGCCAACGACGAUCCAGUGACUUCACAAACAAUUUCGAUAUCGGAUCAAAUAUCGAAAGGUAUAAUUUUUGCUCCGCUAAAACUAACCCUCUUCAUCGAAGAAGUCAAGAUGUAUUUAUGCUUCAACAAAAGAUGGCGUCUUGUUCCGUCGAAAAAGCUUCACGAAUACUGCUAUUUUUCCGAACACAUGGAAGAAGGUUAUCAUCGCUUCAAAUCGGUAACCGAUGACACUAAACACAUCGGAUUCACGGCAACUGGUCGUCAAAUGGCAUUUCGUAAUCGUACUAUACAUAAUGAGAAUUGCUACAGUUUUACCAAAAUAACACCGAAACAAUUGAAAGCGUCAAAAGCGGCGGCGGCGGAAACGACGGCCACCGUCAGUUCAACAGCAUUCGCCAAACCAAAGGUAGCACACACCUCAUUGAAUGGUAUGUCGACGGGUGAAACACAGCAUCGUCAUCAUCAAAAUCAUCACCUACAUCGGCAACAGCAGCCACAGCAGCGGCAUAAACAGCACCACCAACAUCAGCAACAGCAGCAGCAGCACAAGAAGCAGCCGCAUCAAAGUCAUCACAAAUCAGCACGGAAAACGCCAUCAAUACCAAAACUUCAAAGUUAUAACAAUAACAAUAGAAAUGCAACUAAUAGAAACUUAAUUAACAAUAACAGAGUGGCCAGCAGUAAUUUGAGCACUCUGACGCCGCGCACUAACAGUAAGAACAUCAACAACAACAACAAUAACAGCAGCAACCGUAGUAGCUUUAGAGAUAUAUCGAGUAGUAAUACAAGCGUGACCACAUCUGAUGGUUUGGCUUCAAGUAAUUCUAAUGGAUACAAUAUUAGUGAUAGAUACGGGAACAGAAGUAGCAUCAGCGAACGCAUAAGCAACUCUAGUAUUAUUAGUAGCGUGAAUAGAACUAAUAAGAAUAAGACGCAAAUAAAUUUAAGCCAUAAACAUCAUCUUCGACAUCGUCAUUCGCAAACAAAACCGCAAACAAAACAUCAAUUACCAUUUCAUGUUCAAUCGCAACAGCAAUCAUCAUCGUCGUCCACAGUCAAAAAUUUUCACAACUUUCAAAGUGAUCAAAGUGAACAGCAGCGACAGCAACAGCAACAGCAACAGCAUCCGCAGCAACAACACAAGCCGGACAUCUUUGAGCAAGAGCAAGAACAAGAGCAGCGAAAUCGAAACGAACGAAAAGUGGUCUCAUUUCACGAUAAUAUUGACAGUGUUCGUCGUAGUCAUAUUAAUCACCGUAGUCCUCACAACAGUCAUAGUUUUCAUUAUUUGCAAAAGAAUGUGGAUUUGGUGGUGCCAAACGAAACGGCCGCGGCAGUUGCCAACGAUCGACAACGUCUAACUAUGGCGGCGUCAUCAGCAGCCAAGCCAAGCGCUUUGGAUGUGCCGCACAAAAAGGACUUUCGUACCAAAAAGAAAUCACAUCUCGAUAAGCAUUCGCUGGUGGGUGGCACACCACCGAAAUUGAACGAUCCAUAUCUGCAUCAUCGGCAUCGUCAUCAUCAUGGUGACCAUCAACCGCCGAAAACAAUUGACCAACAGUCACUAACAUUGCCACAUUAUCUCGAUAAAAUGGCAUCGACCAAAAAGACCAAACGCAUUCACCACCACCAGCAACAACAUCACAAUCGACCACAAGAGGAGGAUAUCGUUUAAUCCUCCACAUUCAGUUAAACUGAGCAGAAAAUCCGAGGCGAUUAAUACGCUCCUUCCUCUCGUCUUUUUGUGGUUUUUGUCUCUUUUUCGAUCGAUGCUCGCUUCGUUUUCGGCUCAAUCCCACCAAAAAAAAUAAAAAAAAAAAUAAAGAAGACAAAACAAAAACAUUUGCAUUUUUUGCAAAGAACCUUUUUAUUUUGACCGUAAAGAAAACUUAAACGAAAAGCAAACAAAACUGAUGAUAAGAGAAAAGCUCGUUCGAAAUCAAUGUCCAUCUAAGUUUAACUUAUAUAAAUCGUUCUUUUUUUCGCUGUAAAAUUAAAAGAGAAAAAGAAAAUAACACACACAAAAAAAAACACACACACACACACCUAGUUACACUCUCUCGCUGGUUAGUCUAGUUUUUAGGUAGUACUGCUCACUCACUCUUUAUUUAUUAGUUACUACAUAAAAUAUGACAAUGUCCAUUUCAAUAUAUUUCCAGUGUAUGUAAACAUUUUAUUUUUUUGCGCUUAAGAUUUUUAAUAAUUUCGAUUUCAACAAUAUUUUUUUUUUAUUUAUUUUACCACAAAUGUAUUUCGACUGCGUUUUUUGUUGUUGUUCUUUCGUUUGUCUCUAAAAAAAAAAAAAAACGAACUAAAUACUUAUUUUUUUGAACAAAUGAUUGAAAUUGUAUGCAUCAUCGAUGUGCAUCGCGAACAGUAUUUCAAUUUUAAUUACUUUUUGCACCGAUUCAAAGAGAUAAUUAAAACAAAUAACAAAAAAUAUGUGUAUAAAUUUUUUUUUUUUCGAUAACAAUUUCUGCUCGAAAAUUUGACCAUUGUAUGCAAGAAUAUUCAAUGUUUCGAAUAUUCUUUUUUACAACACACAAACACAGACACGAUCCAAACGCCAUUAUAUAAAAGAAAAACAAAAACGACAUCGAUUUGCAGUACAAUUCUUUUUAGCAUAUAUUUACACCAAAGAUUUACAUUCGUUACCCAUUCUGUUGUUUCAAUAAAUGAGAAAACUAAAAAAAUGAAUAAACAGUGUCUGAAAUAGUUGGGCUGUCACGUUGGUUGGAAUCGCAUUUUGGCCAUGCUGGGAGGUGAUCAAAUGGAAGGAAAGGCGAAAAGGAGAGACACAAUAGGUGAUUCAUCUAAUAGGUGAAUCAAGAGGCAAUUUAGAUCCAACAAUUGUCCAAAACUAUAAAUCGCGAAUCUUUCUACCCAAAUAAAGUUGAAGAAUUAGAAUUUCAAUUGAAUAGACUCUUAUCAUUCGCGUGCAGAUCACCUGGUCUGUUGUCACAUCAAUACCUUCCAAUGAGCCUCCCUUUGUAUAACCAUUGCACCGAGCCUCCUCCUAAAAUCUGCCAUUGAUUCGCAAUGGACUUACAUCACAACGCGCGAUUUCAAAACCAAAUAUUGUUGUACCAGAAAACACUAUGGCACCUGCUAUUCACCAUCUCUCCAUUCAUUUUCGUAUACCGAUCCCAUAACCCCUUCGAUUGCUUCAAUUUCGAUGAUAUAAAUUGAUUCUGGUCAAAAAUCAAUUUGAAAUUGAAAGACAAAAAAAAACAAUUGAUCAGGAAAACCAAAAUUCUUAGCAAGAAAAUUGAGCACAAACGGAUGAAUCAUCUUGGUUACAUUUUGUUUGAAGAAAUUCCUCAUUUUCACCGCCUCAGAGCUCUAGAUAGGAUGUGAGUGGUACACAGUAUUAGAAUUUAUAAAAGCGCAUUCAAGCUUCAUCAUAUUUUCUUUUUCGUCAUUCAUAUUCACAAUCCAUAUUAACUGAACAUCUUUCAACUCAUGAACGUUUCGAUAUCAAUAACGAAGUAUGAUUUAAAAGGAUUUUCGAUUAAAUAAUUUUGUUCUUUGCAAAAAGUCAUAUUUUUUUUUAAAAGUAAUUUGUCACUUUUUCGGAAAUGAACACAAAAAGAAAAAAGGUGAAAACUCAUGAGUUGAGCACAUUUGCCUGUUCUUGACUAUCAAUUGCUAUUGCGUAUUUGAGCGAAAUGUGAAUCUUAAUUUCAUUUAAUUCGAAAAUCCAUUUUAACUGUCUACUUUGUUGGGUAUUCAUUAUUCAAUCGUUGAAUGCACCGAAUCUCACGAAAGGCGAAUAUUUUGAUAAUGAAUUUUUUUUUUAUUUCACGAAACAAACAAAAACCGAAACAAAACCAAGAAACUAGAGCAAUUUUGCAGCUGAAAUAGAGCACAACACACAAACACACUAGAGAUUUGCGUGGACCAUGAAGAAUAUAGUUUCUUAACAACAUCCUUUAGAAAUAAUGAAUUAACUAUUGUAUCAGUCGAUAAAAGGAGAAUCAGGUUCCUUUUGUACUUAAUAGAAAAAUAUAAAUAAAAACACAACAAGCAGAGAAAAAUACAGUAAAAAAGAAGAAGAAAAAGAAGACGGCGACGACGAAAAGUAUGGUUUUACAUACGUUUUACGCGAUUGAAACUCAAUAAUGAAAAACACAAAAUAGCAGAUAUGUUCGCGCGAACCACGUUUCGAAAGCAGUUUAUCAACAUACACAUACACACACACAGCACUUUAUAUAAUUUGCUGUGAAAUCAUUAUUGUUUUCUAUUUCUCUCUAAUUGAAAGAACUGAAUACACAAUAAAUGACAAUUUUUCCCGUUUUGAAAAAAAAAAAAAAGAAAAAUCGCUGAACAAAAUCAACGAUUCAUCGUUUAACAAUCAAAUUUGACUCGAAUACUUCGAUGGUAUUUUUUGAAUGAAUUUUUUUUUUCAAUCGAAAAUGACUGACUGUUUUUCACUUCGUCUUUCGUCACAUAAUAUCAUAUUAUUACUAUGUAAUAUGCAGAUGGAUUCUCAAAAAAUAUUUCUUGUUUUUUUUUCUGUUGUAAUAAUCAAUGUUUAGCUCAGUUUGAUUCUUCCUAUUUAACGAAACAAAAACAAAUGCUUUUUUCUUCAUGCAUUCAUCACUUAAUGAACACUUUCACUGUUUUUUUUUUUCAUUCUGAAUCAGCCGCCGACCAACACCGUUUAAACAACAACAAAAAAAACAAAUAAAAGAGAAGACAAAAGAGGGAAAAAAUCAUUGUGCCAUAUUUAUGAAUAGGAACUUUUGAGCCAAUACUGUUUUUUAUAAAACUAAUUUUUUUCGCACUGAAUUGAGACGCAUAGAAAAAGGAAAGAAAAAACUGAGAAACAGAAUUUAACACGAAAAAAAAAAUACGAAAGAACGGCCAAGCAUGCGACUCGAUUCAGAGAGCUGCCCUCACAAAAUUAUGAGCGAGAAAAACAAGAAACAUACACAAACGUUUUAGUCAAGCAAAUUAAAAACUAAACGAAGAAAACACACGCUUUGAAAGUUUAAGACAAAAAAACAACAACCUAAUAAUAAUAAACCGAACGAAACGAAAUGAAAACGUAAAGGAAAUGGAAAAGAAGAAAAAAACAUGAGCAUAGAAUAGAUGUAAAACAGCAACAAAAAACAUAUUUGUAAAACAAUAUACCUAGUUCAACGUAGCUGUAAUCCAUAAAUGAAGUACUAAUAAUAAUAAUGGAAAAAAAAAUGGAGAAAAUGAAAUAAAAAACGUAUGUUAAGCAAAAAGUUGAGAGCACAAAUCAUAAUAACAUUGAAUAAAAUAUAUCGAUAUUUCGCAGAAUUUUUUCCGUUCUAUUUUCUUUUUUGUUUCUUACCAAUUGCCUCUUUGCCCUUUUCUCAUUUAACGAAAUGCGAUUCGAGUUGAUUGACCUGCUGAUUAGCAACCGAAAUGAUUAGGAGUAUAGAAAAAAAAAUCAACAUGAUUGGUGGGAAAUGGGCAUGGAUGCAUGCCGUGCGGAUGUGAUCCACGAAAUUUGAGUGAUCAAUUUGACGAAGCCGAACAUUUCAAAAAAGGAUUUAGAAGCUGGCACAUUCCAGACACUAGCUUCUGACUCUUCUAAACACUUUUUGUCGUAUAAUUCUCUUUGAUUGAUAUCUCUAUUUUGAAGAUGUCUCGUUUGGAAACAUUUUGACUGAGCAACAAAUCAUUUAUAUUGGGAUAUAGUCGACUGGCUUAAAUUAUCCAAUACAAAAACAACGAAAACAGUUAACUGAAAACGCAAGGUGACAUCCUAAAUUAAGCGAUUGGCUACAAUUUAAUCGUAACCGACUAUUUUUCAUACAAAUCAUCUACUCAGUUAACAAAAGUUGCUUAUUAGUUAAUUUCAGUUACAGUUAGUCAGUCAUUUGUUUUGCACACGACAUCCUUCCUGGGAAUUGUUAAGUUCAUGCUUCUCUCUUUCGAAAUGUUAGAGAAUACAGAUAACUUAAGCUCAUUGCUGCAAAAAAUCCUAUACAUACUUGUAAUGGCUAAGCGUUCAUUUUGCUCUCAAAUCAAACAACAGUUCAAACAAAAUUUUAUUGUGGACAUCGUUAAAAUAAAAGAAGACGUUCCAAAGAACAAAAAUCAUUUCUUCUCUUGGUUAUCAACAUGUUUUCUAUUUGAUCAGCUUCUACAGUUUUUGACUAUCAAUGGCCAAUUCUCUACUGCCAGCUAAUUUUAAAUUUGCAUUUUUUCAUGCAUGUGCUCAUAUCAGAUCUUUUUAUUUUUGAUCGCAGCCUCUCUGAUCGUCUGUACAAACAGAUAGGAAACGUCAAGCAAGAAAAAAUGAAGCGGCACCUGGAGACUGGUUGGAGAAAUAGAGAAUCAUGCAUAUAGUUUGCUAUAACAAGUACGAGUCUGUGUUAGUUCGAACGUUGAAGUAUGACACAUUGCACUUAGUCUCCAGGUGGCGCUGUAUUGUUCACUACUUUCAUGAUCAGAAAGGCUGAUUAAUCGGUACCAAUUGCAUUCCUUUACUCUUCAUAUCAUUCUUCAUUAUCUUUACUCAGAUUUGGUCUUCAAAACAUUGGUUCAGAUCAUCUGCAAGAGCCUAAGAAGAGAUUCAAAGACAACAAAAUUUCUGAUUCAUUUGAAAGAAAAAAAAUUGAAUAAAAAUCAAAAUGCGAAAAUCUUAAAUUCAUUUAGAAGGAAGAAAAUGUGCAGGAAACACUUAAUUUUCAAAUUCCAUUAAUAACAUUUUACUUAUGUCAGCUCUGCCAAAACUCUGGAUUUGAAUAUAAAAAAAAGGAACGAUUUAGUUCGAAGAGUAUUAAUUUAUUUCAUUUUAAAAUUAUGUACUCAAACUUAAUUAAAUAGCUUUGUAAUAGUUAUGUGUGUAUUGUAGAAAAAAAAUAAAUCGGUGUGGAUUUGGUGAGUUUGAUCAAAGACCGGGCGAAUGCUAAAAAAGAUCGAUGCUUGGGCCAGUUUUAUGGAAAAAAAAUACCAUUUUUGAUCAAACUGGUGAGUAACACACACAAACAAUUAUUGUACCAAACCGAAAAAAUGUUUAAUUAGAUUAUUUGGAGUGAGUUUCUAUGUAUGUAAAUGUAGGUAAAUGCUCAGGCGUAUCUAUUUCUGAGAAAGAAAAGACAAAUGAGACAAAAAUUGACCGUAUACAAUGGAAAGAUAUAGUAACCAAAACAAGAAUAUAGUGAAUUCAUCACAGAAAUGUUAAUCAUGUUAUUCAAGGGAAUCAUUGGACAUCGGAAUAAAUAUAUCAUGCAGAUAAAAUCCAUUAACGGCUGUAUGGUCAAUUAUGGCGUUGCUUUUUUCCUUUUUGGAAACUCCAACCAGUCACCACAAUUUUCUAUUCGAACUUUACAAGGCGACCAGUAAUCACAAGACAACAUAAAUAAUAAUAUUAAUGAUAAAUGAAAAGAACAGACUAAAAACGCAUCUAAUAAGAAUAUGUAUAUUGUUUAUCCAUUGAGUGUCACUAAUAAUAAUCAACAGCAAGGCAAGACAAAUAACUUAAGUCUAAAGAAUGUUAAUUUAGGAGUUAAGGCAACAAGCAAAAAAUCAACCACUUAUUAUUAAAUAAACAUAAAGUACGUAGAGAAAAAAAAUACUAUAUACAA
Sitodiplosis mosellana (orange wheat blossom midge) is the source of this 9348-nucleotide messenger RNA. RefSeq names its product myb-like protein Q. Bases 1638 to 3455 code for a protein of 605 amino acids. Lineage: Eukaryota; Metazoa; Arthropoda; Insecta; Diptera; Cecidomyiidae. The transcript is spliced from 5 exons. Gene Ontology annotation, molecular function: growth factor activity. The record is from RefSeq and is a predicted model, not a curated record.